Drosophila innubila is the source of this 2790-nucleotide messenger RNA. RefSeq names its product zinc finger protein weckle. The transcript is spliced from 5 exons. The record is from RefSeq and is a predicted model, not a curated record. Bases 219 to 1928 code for a protein of 569 amino acids. Gene Ontology annotation, biological process: regulation of transcription by RNA polymerase II. Gene Ontology annotation, cellular component: nucleus. NCBI's taxonomy places the organism in Eukaryota, Metazoa, Arthropoda, Insecta, Diptera, Drosophilidae. Gene Ontology annotation, molecular function: RNA polymerase II cis-regulatory region sequence-specific DNA binding; DNA-binding transcription factor activity; zinc ion binding.
AACUCAGCUCAAUUUGCGCUGUUAACAAUGCCUAUCGAUAUCACCCCACUCAUCGAUAUUAGCGUUAAAGCGAACAGCUGUUAAGGUAGCCACAAAAUUGUUAUUGUUGAGAUUUUCCAAUUUUCUAUUGAAAAUUAAUUAAUUUCAAUUGUUUGUCUAACAAUUAAAAUUUAUAAUACAUUUGAAAUGUUUUAAUACCGACUGCGCUGAGAAUCACAAUGACUGAACAUGGACAAGAGAGUAAUGAGAUUGAGAUUCCAAGCGCCAGCGAUUGGCGCUUAUGGUGUCGACUUUGUGCAAAGGACGAUCUGCAGGGCAAUAUAAAUGUGUUUCUUAAAAACGAGCUGGCUGCACCAGGAGAGCGGGUGGGAGAUGCCAACGGAGCAGUCAGCGACAUGGCAUUGGCCACAGCCAUUGGCAAAUACUUCUGGGUGAAUAUAACCCGCAAUGAGGAGCUGCCGGAGAUGAUAUGCAGUGAGUGCCUGACAUUGGUCACAUCGCUGGUCAACUUCUCGGAGCGCAUAUCCCGUGUGCAGAAGCUUUAUUGCAUACUGCAGAGUACACCCAAGGAAUCCGUUAAUAUGCCCGAGCUGCGUGCUAAAUUUGGACUGUUGGAGGAGGAGCCGGAGACGCUUACCGAAGUGCAUUAUGUGGAAGAGAAGCCAAAGCUCAACGAGCUGGAGGAUGUGGCCCUGGAGCUGGAGAAUCCGCUCACGCCGUGCGUACGAAACGUGGAUAGAUUUGAGGAAGCUUUCAAAACAGAUGAAAAACUCAUGACAUCAGCGGAAGCAGUUGAGAAUAAUGAAGAAGACGCUGCUGAAGGAGAGGAGGCUGAGGACCAAGAGGAGGACGAGCCAGAAUAUGAAGACGCAGGCAACGAGCUAUUGUUGAAGCUGUCUGAUGCAUACAGCAACGAUGACAGCAAUGCCUCCAGUGCAGUCCAUUCGAACGCUGCUAAAAUCAAGUCUAUCCACAUCAAAUCCUAUCAGUGCAGCGAGUGUCCACGCUCCUACGCCACCUCAAGUACCCUUAAGCGUCAUAUGCGUCAAGAGCAUGAUAAUAGCGAUAAGGAAGCCAAGCUAUUGCCAUGCAAACAUUGCGAGAAGGGGUUCCGCUCACGCUAUCAGCUGCAGCGUCAUAUGCAACAGCAUCUUCCGAUGGCCAAGCGCAAGUUGUAUCCGUGUGCCAGUUGUGGCAAGAAGUUUACAACAAAUGCCUCAGCACAAUCGCAUGCCCAGUAUAUGCAUCAGGAGGAUCGUCCGCGUCCGGUCAUCUGUGAGCAGUGUGGCGUUGCUGUCACCUCAGUGUCUGCCCUCAAGGAGCACAUGCUGAUUCACACGGAUUACGCCCCCUUCGAGUGUGAUGUGUGCAAGAAGUGCUUUAAGAGCGAGAACCGAUUGAAGCUCCACAAGGAGACGCACGAUCCGCACAAGUAUAUCUGUCCGGAGUGUGGCAUGCAACUGAAUUCACGGCCAACGCUUAAUCGCCAUCGUCUGGUGCACACGGAUCACAUGCAGCACAAGUGCGAUUAUUGCGGCAGGGAAUUCAAACGAGCCAAGGCCCUUAAGAAUCAUCUCGUCCUGCAUACGGGAUUGAAGCCGUACUCCUGUGAUUUUUGCGAUCGAACCUUUGCCAAUGGCUCCAAUUGCCGCACGCACAAGAAGAAGUCACAUCCCGAGGAACUGGCUGCCCAAGAGGCCGCUGGCGGUGGCAAAUCCUACAAUCGCAAUAUCCCCAAACUGGAGGCGCUCAAAGCAUUCACCAAGAACAAGGAUAACUUGUCGCCGGUUGCAACCAAACAGAGCGGCUGCUUUGCCUUUGGCAAGAAGCCCAAGACCCAGUUGAAAACGGAUGCUCUGGCCAGGCCUAAUCCCGCACAGACUGCUGCAGUCGGAAUACCCACAAUAGAGCAUAUUUAUAAUCUAUAAUUAAAUUAUGAAAUAAACACAUCUAGUGUGCUGGAGGAUCAGACGGAGCAGUCUACACAGAAUGUGUAUUCCUAUUAAUCUCGUUUUGGGCGCGCAUUUUGAAUGCGGAUCUGUGAAUGGAGUAGAUGAACUGCGCAUGUGCCGAGCAGUGUCAAAGGCUCGUCAGCAGUCACCCCCAUAUUUUAAGGGUAGCACCAAGUGGCCAAUAUCCUUUAUGAAGGAAUUUAGUUCAGUUGACAGCGUGCGCUUCCUCGUGUCUGCUCCGAAUGGGAAUUUGUUGAAAUUCAUUGAAAACUAAGCUUGUAAACUGUAUAGUUUUUGCCACAGUGAAAACUAUGCGAAUUUGUUCAAAUCGUGCUACGGCUACAUAAUGCCAAAAAUGCAUUAAUUAAAGUGUAGAACAAAAUUUGAAUUUUAUUUUUGUGUUUCGAGCAGAUAAUAAAAAAGCCAAAAAAAAAAAUCGAUUUCUCACCAAUGAAAACAAAGUGAAUUAAAAACCGCAAUUUAUGCGCAUGCAGCCCAAACAAAGUGCAAAUACAUAAAAACAAAAAAAUCUAACUGCUCAAGUGCCCAAAAGUUUAAAAACAAAACCCAAAUACAGCUUAAACAAAUGACUAAAAUCAAACAUCAAAAUUAAGCAGCAAGUCAAACAAAAAGCCGCACACAUUCUAAUCAACUCGUAAGUUAGAAGAAAAACACAAGAGAGCGAUAUAAUGGCGAAAUUUAAUAACCGCGUGCAACGUCGGGACGACGAAACAAACAUUUGAGAGAGAGAGAGAGCGCGCGUGUAAAAGAGAGAGAGAGAGAGAGGGAAACGAGCGAGCGUCAGCCAAGAGAGUAAGUCUGAUCAGCUUGUAAAAUC